Molecule: messenger RNA, 958 nt
Organism: Eucalyptus grandis
Lineage: Eukaryota; Viridiplantae; Streptophyta; Magnoliopsida; Myrtales; Myrtaceae
Product: signal peptidase complex-like protein DTM1
Exons: 2
Coding region: 80-541 (153 amino acids)
Biological process (GO): anther wall tapetum development
Cellular component (GO): signal peptidase complex; endoplasmic reticulum membrane
Source: RefSeq, a predicted model, not a curated record
AAAGUCAUCGAUGCUCACCUCGCGAUGACAAUUCAAUGCCUUUUGCCCAUAAUGAGCGAACUGCCACCUUCCUCCUUUAAUGCACCGAGACCCCAGAAACCCUGCCCACUGGCCCUUCUCCGCAAACCACCGUCUCUUUCCCCUUCCUCCUCCUCUCCCUCGUCUCCAUCCAGCUCGCUUCGCCUCCUUCUCCGCCGCGCCCCGUCGUCAAAUGGCCAAUGACGCGGCCCUGAGGGCCUCCCUGGUCUGGCUGGCGGCGGCGAUGGUGGUGGUCGGGCUGUGGACGCACUCCUUCAAGAAGGCGAUGGCGACGUACGGGGCGGGCGUGCUGGGGAUCGCCGGCGUCCUCUUGCCGGACUGGGACUACUUCGACCGCGACUUCUCCAAGUGGACCACCCCGAUCAGCCCCGAGGAGAGAGCCGCCAUUGCUUCUCGGGGAUCUGGCCUCGCAAGGUUUAGAAUGUAUCCUCUUCGUUUGGCCGUGUAUACAUGUGUCUACGGAUAUGGUCUGUACAAGUGGUGGGUGUUCGUAUCCAGUUGAGUCCAGUUUCUGGAACCGCACAAUAUAAGUCUGUCCAUCGCGUGCUGCCGUGUAAAUCUCACCAAAAUCCUGUGAUAUUCGCUAUAUUCGAAGGCAACUGUGGAAAAUCAAGGUGUUGCGGCACCCGAUCCCGGUGAUAAUGUCUCUUGGAAUGGGCGGCCGGCGAAGAGGAGGCGGACUCAUUGCAGAAGCAUUUUCACCAGAUUUCUCCUGUUAUGGUGAUGAAUGAUUUUUACUUAGAUCUUUCCACUUCGAUACAGUUCUUCGUUUGACAUGUUCAGUUGAUGAUUAUAUUUUCUCCAGAAUGUUGCAUUUUUUUGUUAGGGUUAUUGGGGAAUUGAGUGAUGAACUUUGGUUUUUCUCCGUUGAUAUAUAAUAGGAGAUCCUAAUUGUAGGGCUUCAGGCAUAUUUUUUUUA